AUAUUUCGCUAUCAGUGGCAACAGGAGAGGCGGGAAAAUAUUGUCCCGUGGGUAAAUUGCUUCCAAAGGUUCAUGCUGUCAUCAUGGAUGAACACCAAAACGUCAAAGCUAUUGGAGAACCUGGAGAGAUCUACAUAGGCAGUCCAACACUGGACUUGAACCAACCUGGCCUGAACGGGACACGCUUGAUAGAGCGACCGGCGCAUGUGAGUGCGUGUGUGGGACAGAGACUGUACAGGACCGGCGACUGGGGAUUCCUGCUCAGCGACCGCACCCUGCACGUACAUGGUCGUUGCGACACCACUGUGCGCAUUCGCGGAUACUCCGUCCAACUGCAGGCUAUAGAGAGGACAUUACUAGAUGUGGCGAUGGUGAGUUCAUGCUGUGUGCAGGCAUAUGGAGAGGAAGGCACUGACAAGUAUCUAGUCGCUUACGUUGUUCAAGAACCUUCAACCAAAUUGAAUGUUGGUGAAGGGGGCCAAGCACAGAACAAACUGCGCAAUCUGCUCAAAGAGAGGCUGCCUCUCUACAUGAUACCGUCCAAAAUCAUCCUCCUUGACAAAUUUCCGAUUGACAUGACUAGCUUUAAACUGGACAAGAAGAAGCUAGCUGAAAGCGAGAAGGGUGUUGAGCCAGGCUCGCUUCACUUGGAUGACCAGAGCAUGUCACCUACUGAGAAACUCAUUGCAUCGGUCUGGUGCAACUGCUUGAAUCUGAUGACAAUCGAUGUUAGCGAGAACUUUUUCGACUUGGGAGGACAUUCAUUGGCAGCCACUAGAGUAGUGAGUGAAAUCAAUGAGAAACUCAAUAAAAACCUGGACACCAGCUCAAUAUUCUUGUACCCAACUGUACAGAGUCUGGCGAAAUUUGUGCUGGGAAAUGGAGGCAGUGAGAAUAUCAAGUUGGUUGAAGAGUUGGACUCCAUUCAGAUGUCUCACCCCUCAGACCUUGAUUCCAAACUGAGAGCCUUCAGGGAAUCAUUGAAAUUGAAGAAAAAUAAGUGCAAUUUUGGAAAUAUUCUAAUAACUGGUGGAACAGGAUUUCUCGGAUCACACUUGAUCAGUGAACUGCUUAACAAAACUCAGGGUCUCAUAUACUGCAUUGUUCGGAAGAGUCCAACAUGCUCAGCAAUGGAGAGAGUGAUUGAGGCUCAGAAACGUUUUGGAUUGCCUGAAGUCGAUGAAAACCUUCUGGAAAGAAUCAUUGCAAUUGAAGGUGACGUAUCUCUGCUGAAUCUGGGCCUCUCAGAUGAUGCCUACAAUCUCCUUGCACCAGAAAUUGACUUUAUAAUUCAUGCGUCAGCUAAAGUAAAUCUGAUAUUUCCUUUUCACUCGCUCUACAAGGAUAAUGUGAUGGCCACCAAAAAUAUCAUUCAGUUUGCUCUACACAACAAAGUCAAGCCCAUACAUUACAUAAGUACAAAUGCAGUAUUUGCCGACGGUAUGGUGGGUUGCGGUGAGGACAGUGACAUGUUUGCACAUGUGGAUCGUCUUCAAAGUGGUUACGGCCAAACUAAAUGGCUGGCCGAGCAACUUGUGUUGCGCGCUGCUAAAUCUGGAUUGCCAUGUGUUGUUUACAGAUUUGGCAAUCUAUCAGGCAGUACUAAGAGUUGGAAUCCGUCAGAUUUCACUCUGCACAUGAUCCAGGGUGUCAUCAGAACUGGGGCAGUGCCUGACAUCAAAUGGAAGAUUGAAAUGAGGCCAAUUGAUUUUGUACAAGAAAUGUUUGUGGAGUUGUUUUUGGAUCUGGAUAACUCAAUGGGAAAAAUCUACCAUUUUGUGAAUGAGGACCAGCUUCCAUGCGAGUAAGCAAACUGAUUUCUCUCUCUUGAUUUUA
This is a messenger RNA of Nilaparvata lugens (brown planthopper), 1836 nucleotides long. Its product is annotated as linear gramicidin synthase subunit D-like. Gene Ontology annotation, molecular function: phosphopantetheine binding. Lineage: Eukaryota; Metazoa; Arthropoda; Insecta; Hemiptera; Delphacidae. The record is from RefSeq and is a predicted model, not a curated record.